This is a messenger RNA of Candidula unifasciata, 384 nucleotides long. Lineage: Eukaryota; Metazoa; Mollusca; Gastropoda; Stylommatophora; Geomitridae. The record is from the annotation of a GenBank genome assembly.
AUGUACCGGAACCAGCGACUACACAUAGGGAUGUGCGUAUGGAUGGAGGUAAGUAACGUGUCUUUACCACCAUGCAUCACCCAAGACGUGUCUUCACCAUCAUGCAUCACUAAAGACGUGUAUUCGCCACCAUGCAUCACUCAAGCUGUGUCUUCGCCACCACGCAUCACUCAAAAUGUGUCUUCACCACCAUGCAUCACUCAAGAUGUGUCUUCACCACCAUGCAUCACUCAAGAUGUGUCUUCACCACCAUGCAUCACUCAAGAUGUGUCUUCACCACCAUGCAUCACUCAAGCUGUGUCUUCACCACCACGCAUCACUCAAAAUGUGUCUUCACCACCAUGCAUCACUCAAGAUGUGUCUUCACCACCAUGCAUCACUUAA